Histoplasma capsulatum G186AR is the source of this 507-nucleotide messenger RNA. RefSeq lists its product as uncharacterized. The transcript has 2 exons. The record is from RefSeq and is a predicted model, not a curated record. Lineage: Eukaryota; Fungi; Ascomycota; Eurotiomycetes; Onygenales; Ajellomycetaceae. Bases 1 to 507 code for a protein of 168 amino acids.
AUGUGGAUCCUCACUUCUUCCAAACCCCCCAUUAUCCAUGAGACUCUUACACCAAACUCACCACUAAGGCAGAAUUUGAAAGACAGAUUUGCCGUUCAGGCGCAGACAUGUUCGGAAAUGAACAGUCGAAGUGAACCUUGCCGACCAGUCUGUACUGGGUACGGAGCUUGUCGCUAUCAAACCGAUUAUGAGAAGAGAGGGCUAAGAGCCAUUGCUUCCGAUUUGGCAUUUGUUCUGUUCCAUGCUUUGUGGUCCAUUUUCGUUCGCACAUGGAGUGAGCAUCUCAAUGCAAUCUCGGCCCUCGCCUCGUACCCGGUCUGGGACGCAGACGGUCCGUGCGCGGACAACUGGACCGCACCAACAUUCCUUGGUAAGACAAGUGGAUACAAGUCCUGGAUCAAGACGAUAAAAUUUGCCGAAGCUGGUGCUGCGCAGACAUGUUGCAUAAUGUUUAUAUUUUAUGGGCGUCAAACAUGUCCUCAUGCAAAUUCAACACACCGCAAAUGA